AUGAACCCAUUCCCGCUACAACAUGUUCCUUUCUCGUCGCAGGGAACACCUUCAUCGUCACUACUGACGACUAUCGAACAUUACCCGAAGAUCUUUGGUUAUUGCGUAGCACUGGCGUCUGGUAUUCUGCUCUAUGGGUAUGAUUUAGUUAUCGUGGGAAAUGUUUCCGCUAUGCCUGAGUUCCAACGCGAUUUCGGCCGCCGAUUGAACGGCGCACUCAUCAUCCCGUCUUUUUGGCUGAGCCUAUGGGACGUGGCUAGCCCCCUUGGCGGUCUCUUUGGCGCUAUAGCCGCAGGGCAGUUACAAGAUCGUGCCGGACGUCGCUUUUGCUUAGCCUUUGCAGCUAUAUUGUCGGUAGCUGCAGUCGCAGUCGCGUAUGUAUCGAACAUCCCGAACGAUAUAGACGCCCGCCGAGCAGUCUUUCUGAUCGCAAAGCUUGUGCAAGGUCUCGCUGUUCAUAUGAUCACAUGCACAACCCAAACAUAUAUGUCUGAGAUCUUGCCUCCCGUGCUGCGAGGCCCCUUGCUGGCCUUCUUUCCGAUAUUCAUCCUCCUGGGUCCAUGGAUGGGCAGUGUAGUAGUGUACAAGUCUCUAGAUAUUGCGGGAAGCCGGGGAUAUAAGAAUUGCUUCAUCUCCCAGUGGCCGUUCUCCGCAUUGUCUCUGCUACUCAUUCGAAAAGAUCGAAUAAAUGCCGCUCACAAAUCAUUGCGACGACUUGAUGCCGGCCGUAUCGAGUUGCAAAACCGUUUCGAGCAACUACGGUCAUUCAUUGAAAAAGAGGAUCGAGACGCAGCAAGCAAGGCGAUUGGGUACCGUGACUGCUUCAGAGGCGUCGACCGGCGGCGUACCAUGAUUGUCCUGUUUGCAAACCUCAUCCCUUCAUUUUUCGGUCUACCCUUAUUAUCUAAGACUAAGUAUUUUCUGCAGUUAGUCGGCAUGGAGCACCACAGGAGCUUUCUCAUGCAGACCUUGUCUAGAUUUGGCCGUGUGCCUUUGAUUACUGUCAGCUUAAGCGUCUCGACCCUCGCUUGGAUGGGUAUGGGGAUUGCCGACUGCUUUCCAGGAACGAUUAGCGUUUGGUACACGGGAAUCAUACUAGUCACGGUAAUCGCGGCCUGCGGUAUUGGUGCAUGGCCAGCAUCCUACGCUGUCGGUGGAGAGGCAUCGUCUCUGCGGCUUCGGGCCAAGUCCCAAGGUUUGGGCUGGUUCGUUUCCGGACUCACCAGCGUCGAUUUCAACCUCAUUUUACCGUACAUCUUCAACCCUGAUCGGGGGGCCCUACGCGGUAAGACCGGGUUUGUAUGUGCGGGCUUCUCGGCCAUUGCCCUCGUGGGAGCAUGGCUUUACGUGCCAAAGAUGAAAGAUCGGACGCCUAGCGAGAUUGACGAUAUGUUUGAAGCAGUCGUACCUGCACGGCAGUUCAGGAUGUGGUCCCUACUGAUUGCUGAUCCACUUUCUUCGGAUCGUUCCCCACAAGCAUGACUAGCCGACGCAGGCAACCAAUCCACCGGCGCGUCAGUCGAGUACGAAAUUUGUUCAGCCCGAGCUGUUCCUGGGUGAGAGCCUUUUAGGAGCAGAUCGACAGAAAGCCCACUCGAUGGAUCUUCUUCUCGGCUCGAGCCAGAAUGCACGGCUAAGGACAGCCUUAGAGAAAGACGCGCCAAGCCAUGGCAGCCUGUAGUACAGCAGUUUUAGAGGUUGGAAGAACGAUCUGAAGGCCAUUUGCGAAGACGUAUGGAACAAAGGAAUAUGAAACGGUCACACAGAACCAUAAUCAACGGCUGUCAGAACAAACCCACUUAAGCAAAACCCGUAUGAUCAUGAGCUACAAAAUGUCAUUUGACAUGUGUCAUUUCGUAAUUUG
Messenger RNA from Aspergillus eucalypticola CBS 122712, 1864 nucleotides. Its product is annotated as MFS general substrate transporter. Gene Ontology annotation, cellular component: membrane. Lineage: Eukaryota; Fungi; Ascomycota; Eurotiomycetes; Eurotiales; Aspergillaceae. Gene Ontology annotation, biological process: transmembrane transport; carbohydrate transport. The record is from RefSeq and is a predicted model, not a curated record. Gene Ontology annotation, molecular function: carbohydrate:proton symporter activity. The transcript is spliced from 6 exons. The coding region runs from base 1 to 1482 and encodes 493 amino acids.